Psammomys obesus (fat sand rat) is the source of this 548-nucleotide messenger RNA. It is a transcript of the gene Bola1, whose product is annotated as bolA family member 1. Gene Ontology annotation, cellular component: mitochondrion. NCBI's taxonomy places the organism in Eukaryota, Metazoa, Chordata, Mammalia, Rodentia, Muridae. The record is from RefSeq and is a predicted model, not a curated record. The transcript has 2 exons. Bases 73 to 486 code for a protein of 137 amino acids.
CGCAUUUCCUAGCGGUUGCGUCGACCCUGUGCGCCCGGAGGUUCAGUUGUUAGUUCAAGCCGCGGUAAGCGGAUGCUGAGUGCGCGUCUGUCCCGGGGCAUGGUCUCCAUGGCCACGCGCGCGUGUUUGUCUCGGGACGGCGCGGGGUCGGCGGCUGGUGGGCCAGUGGAGGCCGCCAUCCGUGCCAAGCUGGAGCAAGCCCUGAGCCCCGAGGUACUGGAGCUGCGCAACGAGAGCGGCGGCCACGCCGUCCCUGCGGGCAGCGAGACGCAUUUCCGUGUGGCGGUGGUGAGCUCUCGAUUCGAGGGGAUGAGCCCCUUGCAACGGCACCGGUUGGUCCACCAGGCACUGUCGGAGGAACUGGCUGGGCCGGUACACGCGCUGGCCAUCCAGGCGAAGACCCCCGCCCAGUGGAGGGAGAACCCACAGUUGGACAUUAGCCCCCCCUGCCUAGGUGGGAGCAAGAAAACUCGAGGGACCUCCUAGUACCCAGACUGGGAGAACAACGACCCAGAAGGGUCUACUGAGAAUAAACUACUACAUCACUA